GUGCAGCCAUGGCCCUGCUCGGUCGCCUGGGCGCCCUCCUGCAGCGGGCAGUGGCGACGGAGGAGCCCGACAUAGAUCUCCUAGCAGCCUUCACGGAACACUGGAAGGGCCUCACCCACUACUACCUGGAGACUACCGAUGAAAACAAGCCAGCAAAGCAGACAGACAUCCCCUGGCAUUUAAAACAGAUGCUGGACAUCCUGGUGUACGAGGAGAAGCAACAGUCAUCAGGAGAGACAGGACCCUGCUUGGAGUAUUUGCUUCAGCACAAAACGUUGGAGACUCUCAGUACCCUGGGGAAAGCUGAGUAUCCUCCGGGUAUGAGGUCUCAGGUGCUCCUUUUCUUCAGCCGUCUGCUGGGACAAAUGCAGUGUCCCUUGCUGCAUUACUUGAGUGUGUACCGGCCUGUCCAGAAACUCCUUCAACUGGGCCCAGAGCUCGAGAAUGAAAUGAUGCAGCUUGUUGCUGUUUUGUGCCCCAAGAUCAGGCAGGAACCUGCCCUGCUCCCCUAUGUUCUUGAGGGCAAGCAUGCAGCAAAUGGGCAGAGCAUGGAUCAGCCCUUCCAACUGCAGGAAGCAACAGUUGAGCUCCCAGACCCUGUGAGCACGGAGACAGCCCCCGCAGAGCAGGGCAGGAGGUUGUGCUCAGGGGAAGUUUCCUGUGGGGUGUCACGUGUGGAACCGGUCUCCCCUGGAUCAAACUUGGUGACCUCUCUGAUCAGUUUGUGCAAGAGCAAGAAGAGGAAAGUUGCUGUAAAAGCUCAAGAGAAUCUGCUGCUCCUUACCAGUAUUGAUCGUCCGACAGCUGCUCUUGCUCUGGCACAAGACAGCAUGCUGUGCCCGCUGGUGGCUGGCCAUCUCUGCACCCUAUACGAUGCCAUCCCUGCUCAUAUCGACCCUGCCAACCUUGCCAUGCUUCAGCCAGUCAGUUGGAGGUUGCAGGGCAGCUCUGCUGAGGAGAACUCUUUUCCAGGACAACCAGACCUGGAGGCUUUCUUUGCCUGGCUUGACUUCUGCGAUUGCCUUGUAAAAGGGGCCCCUCCGAUCCUUGCACGCCCUGUAGCAGAGGAAGUGGCUCAGAGGCUCUUCGUGGGACGUCUUCAGCCUCAUCUCCUACAGAUGUCGGAACAUGGCAUUCUCAUCUCAACGACCAUUCUGACAGGCCUGGUGAGACAAAUCCGUGCUCCUGCCCUCCUCCAGGAGCUGGUGGUAUUUCUGCUGGGGACUGGAAGGAAGCCUCGAGUGCUUGAGAACCCUGACUACCAGCAGCACCCCUCUCUGUGCUCCCAGCUGAUCGAGCGCUGCAACCAUCUGUCCGAUGAGAUCAGCAUAGUCACCUUAAGGUUCUUUGAGGAGUUGCUUCGGCUUCCCGACCCACACAUCCUACAGAAUCUGGUGUUGCGCAACCUGGAGGAGCGCAGCUACAUCCUGAGAAGCCCAUAUGGGCAGGAAGAACACUACAGCCGAGAGCAGGAUCUCUAUGAGGAUGGGCUCGGAGAACUGGAAGAGGACCCCUAUUUUGUCGAUGGAUUCCCGACUGUGGGUUUCCAAGCCUCUAGAAAGCCAGCAGUUCCUGCUCCAAAGCAGCCUGUCCAACCUGAGGAGAAGAUGGAUGUGAAGGAGGUGGUCAGCAGUUUCCUUUGCCUGGUUCCUAGUGAGGCAAAGACCUCCGCCUACCUGGAAGAAGGAGGAUAUGACACUUACGUCCAUGAUGCUAGUGGGAUAUUUUGGGAAUAUCAUGCGAACACAUCCAACUGGAACUGGCCCCAGGCUGCUCGGCCCCUGGAAAGCUGUACUGCAGGAUCCCACUUUUAUGAGGGCCACUUUCUGAAGGUGUUGUUUGACCGACUGACACAGAUGCUGGAUCAGCCCUAUGGUGUCAACCUGCAAGUAACGUCGGUACUGUCCCGCUUGGCCCUCUUUCCACACCCUCACCUGCACGAGUACCUCCUGGACCCCUACCUGUCCCUGGCCCCAGGCUGUAGGACCCUCUUCUCAGUGCUGAUCCGGGUGAUUGGAGACCUGAUGCAGAGAAUCCAAAGGGUACCAGACUUCCCAGCCAACUUACUGCUGGUUCGGAAACGUUUAAUGGGCUUGGUCACAGAAGGACAGCAGAUCAGCCACCAAAUGCUGCUGGAAGGGGUGAUCGUGCUGGAGGAAUUCUGCAAGGAGUUGGCUGCCAUUGUCUUUGUGAAGUCUGCACCAAGGGGCACCCUUUGA
This is a messenger RNA of Euleptes europaea (tarantolino), 2219 nucleotides long. RefSeq names its product FHF complex subunit HOOK interacting protein 2B (gene FHIP2B). NCBI's taxonomy places the organism in Eukaryota, Metazoa, Chordata, Lepidosauria, Squamata, Sphaerodactylidae. The record is from RefSeq and is a predicted model, not a curated record. Bases 9 to 2219 code for a protein of 736 amino acids. The transcript has 17 exons.